GCGUGCGUGUGUUCCUUUGAUUGUCUUCGUCGUACUGAUAAAUCCUCGAAGCCAUUUCGCGGUCGCGAUGGGCUUCUUUGAUUUUUUCUAAACGAGGGGUCGGUGCGCUCGUAGAAAAAUCUAUGAGUGUAUGUCGAUGACUGUGUGCUCCUUCGAUGCCUCGGCUCGCAGGAUUGACUGAAUUGCAGCUACCCUUGGCGCUCGGUGCGCUCAUUUAAGAGCUCGUGAGAUUUCAGAAUCAAAGUGUGAGCUCGAAGAUUGCCCCCGAGUCACAGUACCCUGUCGGAGGCAAUUUCGAUUGGACAUUGCGUCUUCUUCACCGAAGUGUCAGUAUAAUUCUUCGCAAUGUCGACUGCUGGGCAAGUUAUCAGCUGCACAGCGGCUGUGGCUUGGGAAGAGAACAAGCCUCUGACCCUUGAAACCAUCCAAGUUGCACCACCGGGAGCGAACGAAGUCCGUGUGAAGCUACUCUACGGGGCAGUUUGUCAUACUGACAUCACAUUUAUGACUGGAAAGGCCCCAGCGGAAAAAAUUUUCCCUCGAAUUUUCGGCCACGAGGCUGCUGGGGUGGUCGAGAGCGUCGGACCAGGAGUGUCAGAGUUCGCCGAGGGCGAUCACGUCAUCCCUUUGUACCAAGCCGAGUGCUCGGAGUGUGCCCUCUGUCAUGUCAAGUCCAGCAAUCUCUGCACGUACACUCUGACCAUGACCGGGGGGUACAUCCACCCGAGCCAAGAGUGUCGAUUCUCCAAAGACGGAAAGCCGAUCCACCACUUCUUCAACACCUCGACCUUCUCCCAGUACACCGUCGUGAAUCAAGCGAAUCUGGCGAAAGUCGAUCCCAAGGCCCCUCUCGACAAGGUGUUCCUGUUGGGCUGCGGUGUCACCACAGGUCACGGUGCUGUGAAUAAGGUCGCCGAAGUGCAACCCGGGACUUCUGUGGCGGUAUUUGGACUCGGAACAGUUGGCCUUUCUGUUGUCCAUGCAGCUGCCCGAGCUGGUGCUACGAAAGUGAUCGCGGUGGACAUCAAUCCCAACAAGUUCGCUCUAGCCAAGGAGUUCGGAGCAACGGACUGUCUAAACCCCAAGGACUUCGAGAAACCAAUCCAACAGGUUUUGAAGGAAAUGACACACGGGCAGGGAGUGAUGUACAGUUUUGAGUGCGUCGGUGGCAAUAAAGAAGUCGUGACAUCCGUCAUCGAAUGCUGCAACCCAAUUAUGGGAACAGCCUCGAUGUUGGGAACUCCCGAGGCCGGAGCGACGAUUGAAGUAAACGCGGUGUUCAUACUUAUGGGUUUGAAACUCAAAGGAGCGAUGUUCGGGGGCUACAGAGGGAAGACAGAUGUUCCCAAGCUGGUGGACUUGUACAUGAACAAGGGACUUGACCUGGACAAGUUCAUCACUGAUACACUACCUUUCUCGCGCAUCAAUGAAGCCUUUGAUAAACUGCAAGCUGGAGAAUGUCUUCGGAUUGCGCUGGAUUACAGCAAGUAAGAAGCUGCUUUUGUAAGCUUCAGCGGAGACGUCACUGCAGAUUGAUCGAUAAAUUCAUCAAAAAAAUCUGAUGAAUUAUUGCAUAUAGCGAAAGAGUUGAAAAACAAAAAGUGACCCUUUGCACUAAAGAUUCACAAAUAAAUAGUACUCGAAAGGUAUUUACACGGCAAGCGUGUCCAGAUUGUCACCCUGGCACACUCUGCUGGUGCUAUAAACGCCUUGUGAGGCUCGGACCCUUCUGCAUGCGAGGUGUAGGGGUUUAAACGUAUACAGGGAAGAAAUUCCAUUUCGUAACACUGUAUGUCAGCAAAGGCAAAUCAAGGAUUAGCAUCACGAUCGUCAAGAUCACAGCAGAGAAUAAAUAUGUGACCACACCUUGUGAAUCUCGUUUCCUUUCAGGGUACUCCGAGGUGUAAGGUAAUUCUCGAUUGAUUGCCGAUCUCUGGUCUUAUGUUGCACUUCAUUAUGACGGUCCGACACCCCUCACUGCCAGCAACAUCAGUCAAAGCUUUCGCCCCAAAAUGUCACUCUGCUAGACGCAUACCGAAGUCCUUUGCUCGGU
Molecule: messenger RNA, 2053 nt
Organism: Marchantia polymorpha subsp. ruderalis
Lineage: Eukaryota; Viridiplantae; Streptophyta; Marchantiopsida; Marchantiales; Marchantiaceae
Source: the annotation of a GenBank genome assembly